AUGCCAAGCAAGUUCUUGAAAGCCCUUGGGGCCGUCAAGGACUCGGCCAGCAUCGGCCUCGCCAAGGUCUCCGGCACCCCCUACACGUCACUAGAGGUGGCCAUCCUCCGUGCCACCACCCACAACGAGGACAGCCUCCCGAUUGACCACGGCUCGAUCGACGACGUCCUCCGCCUUGUCUCGUCCAACAAAUUCUACGCUGCCGCCUGCGCUCGUGUUGUCGCACGUCGUAUCUCCCGCACCCGCAAUUGGGUCGUCGCCCUCAAGUCUCUCGUCCUCGUCCUCCGCGUCUUCCAAGACGGAGACCCCUACUUCCCCCGAGAGGUCCUCCUUGCCACGCGCUGUGGGGCCCGCAUCCUCAACCUCUCCUCCUUCCGUGACGCCUCCAACUCCUUAAGCCCAUGGGACUUCACCGCCUUCGUUCGCACCUACGCACUCUACCUCGACGAGCGCCUCGAGUGCUUCCUCACGGGGAAGCUCCAACGUCGGUCGAGCCCGACCCGCGGGCGCCGAACCGAAGGCCCAACACCCGCUGCCCGUGAUAUGAAGCCUGCGGCCCUGCUCGACCAGAUCGCGUGCUGGCAGCGACUGCUCGAUCGGGCAGUGGGGACGCGGCCGACGGGCCCAGCCCGAUCGAACCGCCUGGUUCAGGCCGCGUUGUACGUGGUCGUGCGGGAGAGCUUCGACUUGUAUAGGGACGUCUCGGACGGGCUGAAGCUCGUGCUUGACAACUUCUUCCACCUGCAAUUUCAGAACUGUGUGGGGGCCUUCCAGGCGUGCACGCGGGCCGUCAGGCAGUUCCGGGAGCUAAGCGAGUUCUACACUGUGUGCAAGAGCAUUGGGGUCGGGCGGAGCUCCGAGUAUCCGAGCGUGGAGACUAUCUCUGAGGAGCUAGUCGACGCCCUGCAGGAGUUCCUCAAGGACCAGAGCUCGUUCCCUCUUAGGUCUUCAGGCCCGUCCCGGGACAACCCAAUAGGAAAGGGGUUACCAGAGAACAAUGUGGGCCCCGAAGCAAGCCCUCAGUGCACGACGUCGUUGGAGGACUUGAUCAACGCGUCUGAUACCAGGACGUGCCCUGCAAUCUCGAUCGACCUUGAGGCCUACGCAGGCCCGAGGCAGGACGACACGUUUGAGCCAAUGAGCGAGACAGGCUCGACCCACUCACUCCCGAUCUCAAACUCGAUGGCCGACCUCAUGUCGUUGUGGGAGUGGUCCGAACAAGAGGAGAGUGAUAAACAACAUAAACAACAAGAAAAAGAGCAAAAACAACAAAAUCAUUCCAAGAAUUGGGAGCUCGUUUUGACCGAAACCCUAUCAUCGUCAGUGGAAGUAACAGCGAAAAACAACAACUCGGCUACAGGAUGGGAGGUGGUGUUAUUUGAGGCAACGCGGUCGGCACAACAAUACACGCAACAGCCAAAACCAAAUGUGAUGAUUAUGCCACCAAACAAUCAUUACAACCCAUUCUUGCAAGACACAAUAGAAGUGUCGAACUUUCAGCAGGCGACGACAUUGCCAACUUUCCAAGCUAUCCCUCCGUUUCCGAUGCACAAUCAUCAAAUGUCAUGCGGCGCACAAUUGGCGAGCAACGACCCAUUUGCGGUGCCUUAUUCGUUUUCGAGUGAGCCAAUGUAUAGUGAUUCUCAUGUGGAUCAGCAAAGUGUAUUGUACGAGCAACAGUUGUGGUUGAGAAACCAGAACAAGAUUAUAGCCAAGCAUAUGACUUAG
Messenger RNA from Striga hermonthica, 1728 nucleotides. NCBI's taxonomy places the organism in Eukaryota, Viridiplantae, Streptophyta, Magnoliopsida, Lamiales, Orobanchaceae. The record is from the annotation of a GenBank genome assembly.